Messenger RNA from Ipomoea nil (Japanese morning glory), 2119 nucleotides. Its product is annotated as CBL-interacting serine/threonine-protein kinase 12-like. Gene Ontology annotation, biological process: protein phosphorylation; signal transduction. Bases 172 to 1557 code for a protein of 461 amino acids. Gene Ontology annotation, molecular function: protein kinase activity; ATP binding. The transcript is spliced from 6 exons. The record is from RefSeq and is a predicted model, not a curated record. Lineage: Eukaryota; Viridiplantae; Streptophyta; Magnoliopsida; Solanales; Convolvulaceae.
CGUAUUAUAUUAUAUAUUAGUUUUGGAAAAGGCAAACACAAUAAUUCAGUCCAGAGAGUUUACACCACAAACACCGCAGACAUCAUCUGAUGCUGUAAACUACUUUGAAUUCUCCCAAAAACGUAUAAUUUUGUGUUUGUUUCUAGCAAUCUGGUAGUUAGCUGUGCAGCCAUGGCCACCGCCGCCGCGCCCUCUACUGCGGCGAGAAGCUCGAGCAAGAAAGAAUACCCGGGAGGGCUUAUACUGGAUCGGUACGAGGUGGGGAAGCUCCUGGGACACGGGACGUUCGCGAAGGUGUACCACGCUCGGAACAUCAAGACCAACGAGAGCGUGGCGAUUAAGGUGAUCGACAAGGAGAAGAUCCUGAAAGUGGGGUUGACCGCCCACGUGAAGCGCGAGGUGUCGAUUCUCCGGCGGGUGCGCCACCCCAACAUCGUCCAGCUGUACGAGGUUAUGGCGACCAAGUCCAAGAUUUUCUUCGUGAUGGAGUACGUGAAGGGCGGGGAGCUGUUCAACAAGGUCGCCAAGGGGCGCCUCAAGGAGGAGGACGCCCGGAAGUACUUCCAGCAGCUGAUCUCCGCGGUGGCGUUCUGCCACGCCCGCGGCGUCUACCACCGCGAUUUGAAGCCGGAGAACAUCCUCCUCGACGAGGACGGGAACGUCAAGGUUUCGGAUUUCGGGUUGAGCGCCAUAUCGGAGCAGAUUAAGCAGGACGGGCUGUUCCACACGUUUUGCGGCACGCCGGCUUAUGUCGCCCCGGAGGUUUUAGCAAGAAAAGGCUACGAUGCGGCUAAGGUAGAUAUAUGGUCUUGUGGGGUGAUUCUAUUUGUGUUAAUGGCAGGCUAUUUACCCUUUCAUGAUCAGAAUAUUAUGGCUAUGUAUAAGAAGAUUUACAAAGGGGAAUUUAGGUGCCCUAGAUGGUUUUCCCCCGCAUUAACCCGAUUUCUCACUCGAUUACUCGAUACCAAUCCUGAUACAAGGAUAACCAUCUCUGAGGUAAUGAAUAACAGAUGGUUCAAGAAAGGGUUCAAGGAUGUGAAGUUUUAUAUUGAGGAUGAUAAAUUGUGCAAUGUUAUUGAUGAUGGAAUUGAUUAUUCCUCUGAUUUGUCCGAGUCGGAGUCCGAGAUGGAGAGCCGGAGGAGGAUAAGCGGUUUGCCUAGGCCUGCUAGCUUGAAUGCCUUUGAUAUCAUCUCGUUUUCGCGUGGUUUUGAUCUGUCGGGGUUGUUCGAGGAGGGAGGGGACGGGGAGAGGUUCGUUUCAGGGGCGCCCGUGUAUAAGAUCAUAAAUAAGUUGGAAGAGAUUGCGAAAGUCGUGAGCUUUAAGGUGAGGAAGAAGGAUUGCAGGGUUAGUUUGGAGGGGACUAAGGAGGGCGCGAAAGGGCCACUUACAAUUGCUGCCGAGAUAUUCGAACUAACCCCGUCUUUGAGAGUCGUGGAGGUGAAGAAGAAGGCGGGGGAUAAAACGGAGUUCGAAGAGUUCUGCAAGAGAGAAUUGAAGCCCGGGUUACAGAACCUAACGCUAGAAGAUGCUUCACAUUUACCUUCGGAUACUGAAUAGAGGGGGGAAGGAAGAGAAAAGAAAAACGUGGUGGUGAUAUUGCUUGGUGCAACUGGAUCAAGCCUGCAUGCUUGCAAGUCGGGAAGUUGCGUUUGAUAGCUUCCCUCGGUACCAAACCUCAAAUGCACACUUGUUUGGUCUCUUGGGGAAUUGAGAAGAAGUCGGCUAUUGGGAGGGAGUACGAGUCGAAAACGGAGGCACCUAAGUCCAGAGCUUGGCAGUCGAAGCUGUCUCAUCUCGGAAUCAUAAAUAAUUGCAGCAGUGGAAUUGCAGGAAACAGGUAAAUGACAGAUUUGGCCAUCUGGGUACUACCGAAUAUUUGAGUAUUCUUGAUCUUUACUCGGGAAAUUAGCAAGACAGAAUCACAGAAAGGAGUGUGUCUGCCCUCAUUUAGGAUGGACAAAUUUAAGGUUAGAAAAGGGCAUUUGUUUACUUGAUGUUUUCUACCUCCAAGUUGCCAUUUUAACCACAAAACAACUAAAGUAUCUUUAUGGCAACAACCUUUUGAUGUGGACAGCACAGCACAAACAUGUUUGUGGACUAAAAUCUCAGCUUUUUCUCA